CCCGGCCCGGCGGCGCACAUGCGGCUGCAGCCCCCCCGACGGCCUCGCCCCGGUGCCAAAAGGAUGCUGGCCGCCUCCCCCGGUGCCAGGAAGGGCGCCGAGGCCGGGUACCCGCUCCACUCCCUGGUGUGGCACAACCAGCCCCGCGAGCUGGAGGCCGAGCUCAGCUCCGAGCAGGUGGGUGUCCCUGGGAGCUGGCGGGGCUGGGCUUGGUGGGGGGCGGGCGGGCGAGGGGAGGGGAGGCGGCCUGGGGUCCCACCCUAACAAUGGAGUGAGGGGCUGAUGCAAUAGGAGGCGUCCGGCGCGGCUCCGAGGAAGCGCGCUCGCCAUCCUUCGCGGGAAAGGGGCUUCCCCCGGUUUCUGCAAGAGAGAGAGGGGGGAUGGAUGGGGGGGGCAGGGAGGAGAAGGAGCCAUGAUUUGGGGGGUGGGAGGGAGGAGAGGCUGCAGGGAGGAUUGGGGAGCUGUCGUAGCCCCAGGGGGAAAAUCCUGUUGGGCACAGAAUGGGCAAAGUAGGUGGGGGAGUUUUAAGAUCCCCAAAAUAAAAAUAACAGUGUAUUUUAAUUGGGUGGGGGGAGUUGGGGACAAGUUCAUUGUCUGGCAGGGGGGCUCCUUGCCCACCCUCUGGUGCCACCCAUGUUUGGGUGCUCUUGAUGUAGCUCCCCCUCCUACAAACACACAAAUAUUGCGGUUCCUGCAGCACUGUUGAGAUAUUAGGGGUUUGGGCAUCAAAGGGCAAGGGCGUAGGGGGACUUGAGUGUUGUGGGGUUUCUACCGAACGGAGGACCCUUCUCCCCCCGCCUUCUCCCCCAGUCUUGGCACCAGGAGCUCUCUUUCCAGGGUUUGGCACUGGCGACUGUGGCUUGGCACAGGCAGAUCCGUCCGCCACCCUGAAACCCUCUGGCAGCAAACAGCCUUCAGGAUCCUCCCUAAGGUGAGGAAAGCCACGGGGCUGUCUUUAGCAUGCCUCAAAAAGAGAGAGAGAGACGUGGGCAUGACGCACAGUAAAAGAGGGCACCUGAGCACGUGCAGAGAGGCCUUCGUUUGAUGUUGCAGAAGCAUAAUAGGAACCAACUCUUUGGAGGCUAUGGGGCCUCAAGGUGGCCAAAGGAGUGGAGAGCCCUGACUUUCCUUCCUGCCCCCCCCAUGAGAAAGAACUUGAGAUCUAGCACCAUGCUGGGGCUUAGCUGAACUCCAUGCCCAUUUCCACCACACCUGCUACUCGCUCCUUCCUCUAGCACAACAAAAUCUGGGGGGCUGGAAGAAACAACGUCCCCGCUUAUGAUGUUUAUUCAAUGAUGAUGAUAAUUUUGCUAUUUAUACCCCUCCCAUUUGGCUGGGUUUCCUCAGCCACUCUUGUUUGGGGUUCAUAUAGUUACUUUAUGCACUACUCAAUUUAUUCUUUUGUUCUACAUUACUGGGGUCCCACUUCAGAAUUAAUCAUGUCCCAACGAGCUCCAAUUCUGCUGGGGUUGCCUCUGAUUUGCGGUCAUGGAGGUUGUCACAAACUCCUCCAUCCUUGGCUAACCUGUGGCCCUCCAGGUGUGUCUUGGACUACAGCUCCCAUCAUCCCUGACCGUUGGUUGUUCUGGAUGGGGCUGAUGGGAGCCAGAGUCUUAACAGGUUAGCCACUCCUUCUUUAGGACACUGUUCCCCAGCCUAGUGCCCUCCAAAAGCUGUACAGCAAAUGCCUGGCAUGCAGAGAUGCCCUGGACAGCAUCUCCAGGUGGGGCUGGGAGAGACCACUUGAAACCCUGGAGAGCUGCUGCCGGUCAGUGUAGGUGAUACCGAACUAGAUGGACUGUUGGUCUGAGUCACGACAAGGCAGCUUCUUGGACUGCCACUCUCACCAGCCCCAGCGAGUCUGGCCAGUGGUCCGGGAUGAUGUUGAAACUCACAAAAUCUUUCCAUUUUCUUACCGUUGUCCCUCACCUUUCUUGCAACACACCUGCCAGCCCAGGUACAGACCAGAGGCACACCGGCUUUGCUUCCCCUGUGCUCUGAAGAUGAACAGCUCUGCUGGGUUAGCAAAACAGGGACUCUAGUUUGCAGUGGGUAAGGCUAGCAGCACCUCUUGGCUCCAAACUGAACAGCUGUGUUCAAGGCUGUGUCCUCACAGUGCUGGAGAACAACAGCCUUCACCCAAGGCUUGCAAGACUCUCUUUGCUUCCAAAUGAUCCUGAAAAGAAGAUGCUGAACAAUAUUUUAUAAAAUUUAGCCUGCUUCAAGCUUUUGGUAGGGAGGCAGGGUGAUCAGUAAGUACAGUCGUAACUUGGAUCCAGAACGCCUUGGGAGUUGAAUGCUUUGGUUCCCAAAUGCCACAAACCCGGAAGUGAGUGUUCUGGUUUGCGAACGUUCUUUGGAAGUCGAACGCCUUCCGCAGCUUCCGAUUGCGUGCAGGAAGCUCCUGCAGCCAAUUGGAAGCCGCGCCUUGGUUGUCAAACAUUUUCGAAAGUCGAAUGGACUUCCGGAACGGAUUCCGUUCAACAACCAAGGUGUGACUAUCCAUUAGAGAGCGAUCAAGUUCCAAGCAAAGGAAACUUUCCAUCUGCUGGUACCUGUAAUAUCCAAAGGUGGAACCUCCACAAUCAGAGGAAGUAUACCUGUGAGAACCGGUUGCAAGGCUUCCUGGAGGUCCAGUGCUUUGCUCAGUGCAGGGUCUGAGACCCAGGGUGGAAGGAGGAGGGGGUCUGAGCUUCAAGGGCAAGGGGAGAGACCUCUUCCUCCAGAGGUGUUCUGUUGUGUCUGAAGGCCCCUGUCGUGGUUCCCCCCUCCCUCCCGCAAGCAUACUUUGCUGCAGAAAAGCUUGGAAGCAGUGAACUGGGGAAGAGCUCUGGGCUUCCGGAAGCCCACAACGAAGGACAGCAAAGGCAUCUGCUUAGCUGGCAACAGAAAACAGCUCAGCUUUUCCCAGCCUGGUGCUCUCAAGGUGUUUCGUACUACAACUGCCAUCAGCCCCAGCCAGCACAGCCGAGAGACGCUAAGGCAGAUGGGAGUUGUAGUCUGAAAGAUCUGGAGGGCACCAGGCAGGGGAAAGUUGCAACGGCUGGCUGCUGGACCCUUAGUGUCGAAGAAACCUCACCUUUGCCAUCCUUGUAUUAAGGGAUGUGUGUGCUGCGUUCAUCUCCAGUUAACCAGAUAAUAUCAAUGAUACAUCCAAGUGCUGCGGGAGAAAAUUACCUGUAAAUAAUGGGAAUCCCCUCCCCCAUUAACUUAUAUAGGAUUGCAGUCUUAUGGGACGUUGUGGGAUGGGGUCCAGGAAAUUGGAUGGCCAGCUGUCAGGGAUUCUUCAGCAUUGCUGGGGGUGGACUAGAUGACUCUGGGGGUCCCCUCCAACUAUAAUUCUGAAAGUUUCACAUUCUUGCUCCUGGAUCCAGCAACUCUGGCCAAGUGGGAAAGCGUGGAAGAAGAGGAAUGGAAUUGAAAGGGGCAUUUGACUCUGCUUCCAGGGGUGUUGCUUGCUCCUUAAAGGAACAGGCCCCACCCAGAAGUGGCUGGCACCCAUUGGGACUGGUAGGGCAGAAGACAGGGGAUCUGAACAGUAGGCGGAGGCGGAGCUAACGAUAGGUGGUGGCAACACAUUCUAGUUUUGACCCCAUCGUCUUCAUCCCUGCUAAGUUUUACAAGGGACAACACUGAGAUUGAGGAGGAAGCUGGCAGCCCCAGAGACUGGCAGGCAGCAAGAAUGCAGUUAGGUGUGGGGCUGGCUGAGGGAGGAGUGAGAUUGCGAGGGCUGUGCCCUUUUUGCCCUAGACAACCAGCCUCCACUGGACACACCACCUGGAAGGAAGCUUUCCGUACAAGUCCUACCUUCCUCCUUGCUGAGUUCUACAAGGCACAACACUGAAAUUGAGAAAGAAGCUGACUGCCCUAUUGACUGGCAGGCAGCAAAAAGGCUGUUAGGUGUGGGGCUGGCUGAGGACGGACUGAGGUUGUAGGGCAGUGCCCCAUUAUCCCUAGGCCACUAGCCUCCACUGGACACACUACCUGGCAGGAAGCUGUCCAUACAGGCCCUAUCCUCCUCCUUGCUGACUUCUACAAGGCGUGAUACUGAAAUUGAGGAAACUGACAGCUCUGGCAACUGGUAGGCAGCAAAAGGGCUGUUAGGUGGAGGCUGACUGGCAGCGGACUGAGGUUAGUGUUGGCAGACCUUCAGGUCUGACCUAAAGUUUCCAGGUUUGCUUGAUCCCCUCUACUGGUGGUGGUGGGCUUGAAUCUCCAAGUGGACAAGAGUGCAUAUGAUAACAACAACAACAACAACUUAUUAAGAAGACUGUGCAUGCAUCUUGCCAGCUUCAGCUCGGCAGCCUGCAAAUUCUAGAAUAGACAUUUUGUGAGGUCUGCCCAACCCCUCUCUCACUUAACCUCCGUUUCCAGGGCCACCUUCUUCUUUGGCGAUCCCUCGUAGCCGAGUAAGAUUGUCUUCCAUAAACACGGUUUUAACAAUGAGUCCGUAAGUGACUGUGGAGGCCAAUUCUGGAUCCACACGUCCUUCCGCAAUGGGGACAUAGGUUUCUGGGCGGGAGUUGAUCACGCUGUGGAUUUGCCAAGUGUGCCUUCCUCUUAGCACGUUUCUUCCUUUCGUCCUGAAUUCAAGCGUCUUCAAAGCCCAUGACACCUUUGGUAAAGGCUGUUUUCCAAUUGGAGUGCUCUCAGGCCAGUGUUUCCCAGUUGUCGGUGUUUAUACUACAUUUUUUAAAAAUUUGCCUUGAGAGAGUCUUUAAACCUCUUUUGUUGUCCACCAGCAUUACGCUUACCAUUUUUAAGUUCGGAAUAGAGUAGUUGCUUUGGAAGACGAUCAUCAGGCAUUCGCACAACAUGACCAGUCCAAGGAAGCUGAUGUUGAAGAAUCAUUGCUUCAACACUGGUGAUCUUUGCUUCUUCCAGUACACUGACAUUUGUUCGCCUGUCUUCCCAAGUGAUGUGUAAAAAUUUUCAGAGACACGUUGAUGGAAUCUUUUGAGGAGUUGAAGAUGGCGUUUAUAGGUGGUCCAUGUUUCACAAGAAUACAGUAAGGCUGAUAGUAAAAUAGCUUUGUAAAAAAGCAUUUUGGUUUCCCUGUGAAUAUCCCAGUGUGCUUCAGUUGGGAGAAAGCUGCAUUUGCAGAGCUCAGGCGAUGCUGGAUUUCAGCAUCGAUGUCGGCCCUUGUGGAAAGAUGACUGCCCAGGUAGGAGAAGUGAUCAGCACUUUCCAAGGUUACACUAUUGAGUUGGAUUUGUGGCGCUGCAGAGGGGUUAUUUCGUACUUGUUGGUGUAGCACUUUGGUUUUUUGGCUGUUGAGCAAUAGGCCAAGCAUUCUGUAAGCUGUGAAGAUAUUUAGGAUGGUUUGGAGGUCAUCCUCUGAGUGUGUACACACUACAUUGUCAUCAGCGUACUCUGUGAUGGAAGUUACAGUAACCUGGGGCAGUCCCUAGGUCUCAGGUGAGGGCCCCAAAAUCUCAGGGUCCGGGAUACUCCUGACUUGAUCACCCUGCUAAGGUCUGGUGGGGGCACUGCCCCUUUUGUGACAGAUGGAUGAGCCACCACUGCUGAAAUCUAGGGCCUGGUGCAUGAAUCUCAGACACCUAAGGGCACAGCUCAGGAGUUGUUUGCCAGACCUCCUCAAUUCCGGGUGAGAUGUGUUUGACACACCCGGAUUUCCCCCUUUUCCUUAACAAUGAGCAGCGGUGAGGCGUGGCUGGGGAUCUGCCGGCAAACAAACAAGAUCACGCUCUGAGCUUUGGGGUUUAUGAUAUUGACUCUCAGGGGUAGAUCUAGGGCAGGAGAGGAUGGGUGGAGCCGUACAAGGGCAUUUGGGUUCCUGUUUGGCUUCUGAGAGGUGUCAGGUGUCUUGUCUGUGCUGGGGGGGGGGCAGUCAGUGGUCUUAGUUUGGCUUCUCUCUCCCCCCCACCUCCAUCCCAUUGUGCCUUACCCUCCAAAUUUCAAAGUAACACGGGGCACACUGAGGCUGGUGGGAGUUUUAGUUUGGGUUGGCGCAAGUUGCUGAGAAAGCCGUCCCUUUGGUGGCCAGGAUGGGCAUCUGAAUAUUCAGUGCUGGCCAGUAAGAAUCUGAAAUACACCUUGAGGCUGCUAUUUACAACAGUUGUGUUUCACCCUUUCUAUAAGUGUGGUUCAUUCAUCCAGUCUCCUUCCAUCAGAGACCAGCUGGGGACCUUCUGGAAAACUCACUAGUGUGCCCAGGAGAAAUGGAAGCACUCCCCUGUUGUUUGUUCUUCUGUAUCUGGUACUCAGGUAGACUUGCUCUGGGUGUGGGGGCUCCACUUAGCCGUUGUAGCCAAGGAUAGAGAUCUGCACUUCCAUAAAUUUAUGUCACCCUUCCCCCCCCCCAUUUAAUCUAGCAGUUGACACAACUUCUUGCAAAGUCUUUUAAAGCGUGCUUUCCUGAAUAAAUUACCCCCCCCAAAAAUUCUGCUAUUAACUAACUGCCAAUUUUACUGGGUCCCCCCAAUGUUCUUGUAUGUGAGAUACAUGGAAGUGUACUGAUAUUAAUGAACGCCUUGGGUGAGGAAUGCACUCUGCACAGACUCAGAGACUUAGUGGAAACUAUGCUCUGUUUGCUGAACAACUUCUUCUUCCUCCUCUUCCUCUUUUUCCUAAUUACUUUUCACACCAGGAUUAUUUCUGAUUUGCCUGGCAAAUGGUUCCUAAGCCCCAGGUUCACUUUCCAGGUUUAUAAAAGCAGAACUUCUCAGAACACUUAUUGAUUCAUGCUUCCUCCUCCCUCCCCUUUUUGCUGUUCAUUAUUUUAAGGCCACUGUCUGUUAUCUGUAGCGGAUGAUUCCAAAUUUGCAUAAAUGCAAAUAAAGCUGAGAUCAGGUUGAUUAAUUUCCUUAUCUUAGAAAUGGAUUCACCGAAGAGCUGCCUGGGGGAACCAGAACUGUCUUAGGCCAAACAAACAUACCCCACCCUAUGAUGUUCUCCAUUAAAGUUAGCCAUCUAAGAUCCCACAUAUCUUAGCGUGGGAGGGGAAAAGUCUUUUCCAGAUCAAAGGGGCUAGUAACUUGGGAGGAGUAUUUGGGAGUUCUGGUUUGGCUUGCUCCUAAGACUUGAGACCAAGUGAUGUUCAGGGUCUAGGAAGGAUGGCUCUUUCCAUUGGUGGGACCCAACGCUGGACUUUGGGAAGCAGCCCUGCCAGAAGGCGAAAGCUUCUGAGCAUGUACAGAGUGCCCAACCCUCGCUACACUCUUUCUGCGAGGACAAAUCAAUCCAGGCGCACAAUUUCAUUUUGUCUAAGGAGCGAGGAGAGUUAAUUGAAACUCGAGAGGGAGAUUCUCUCUCAGUGCCACACUCUUUUAAUUACUUUAAUGAAAAAGGUUUGUAAUUAAAGGGAAACAACAGAUCUUCCAGCAGUGGCUGGUGGGAGUGGAAGAUGGCACCAGGGAUUAUUUCAGCUUCUGGGGCAGAAAGGAGGGAAGAGGUGUGUUGCAGGUGAGGCAAAGGAAGCCAAGGACUUGUGAAGUCACACCCUGGGGAGUGGAUAUUGGGGUGUGGGAGUCAGGGCUGAGCUCUGCUUUCGAGCCAGGAAAGACACCACCACCACCCCCGCUGUAUCGGGCUAUUGUGUACAAGUAGGGCUGCCAUACGUCCAGAUGUUCCUGGACAUAUUCGGAAUACUAUAGUCUGCAGCAGUGUCUGGGCAAAAAUCGGGAAAACGUCCAGGAAAAUCUGGACGUAUGGAAGCCCUUGUCAGCGGAGCCUUUUUUUGGCCGUUUCCCCAUUAAAAAAUAUCUCCAAAACAGGUUGUUUUUGUUUUUUCGUUUUUGCAAAAUAAAUAAAUAGCUCAACAACUUUUCUGUCCCAAUUUUCACUGUUUGAAAUAUGGCAACCCUAGUGUACAUAUUCUGGUUGCCUCGCCUCCCAAAGGAUACUGUACAGGUAAAGGUAAAGGGACCCCUGACCAUUAGGUCCAGUCGUGACCGACUCUGGGGUUGCGGUGCUCAUCUCGCUUUAUUGGCCGAGGGAGCCGGCGUACAGCUUCUGGGUCAUGUGGCCAGCAUGACUAAGCCGCUUCUGGCGAACCAGAGCAGCGCACGGAAACGCCAUUUACCUUCCCGCCGGAGCGGUACCUAUUUAUUUACUUGCACUUUGACGUGCUUUCGAACUGCUAGGUUGGCAGGAGCAGGGACCGAGCAACGGGAGCUCACCCUGUCACAAGGAUUUGAACCGCUGACCUUCUGACCGGCAAGCCCUAGGCUCUGUGGUUUAGACCACAGCACCACCCGCGUCCUAUAUACAGUGGUACUUUGGGUUAAGAACUUAAUUCGUUCCGGAGGACACAACUAAACGACUAAACAACAACAACAACAAUAAUAAUAUUGUUGUGGAGUCAGUCCCUUUGAGCAGAGUGAGGCUGACUUCUGAGUAAACAGGUACACGGUGGCCAAGUGACUCAGCUGAUGCAAACAUCACACAAUCCUCAGUCCACAGAUUUGUAUAGUUGCCUCCUGGUACCUGGAGAAAUGCAAAUAAAGCACAGCUCUUCCGGCCCCCCUCUGUGGCACGGCAGGGGGUGGGGAGGUGGAGAAAAGAAUCAUUUGUUUUCUGCAAAAUUUAUCCUCUGUCUUGCAUCACCUAGCAUCCUUCCCGGGGGCAGCUCUCAAAAGAGCGCAGAUCCGAUGCAGGCGGAAGGCAGCCGUCAAAACUAUGUCACGACACAGAACAAACGGGCCGGGAUGGAUGGCCCUUGGCAACUGUCUCUUGGAAAGCCUGCCCCCGAAACUUGGCAAACUGUUUUCCUUUACGCUGCAGCCUGGAAUGCUAGCAAGCUUCCAUUAUUUGCAAUUAACACACACAAGUCCCGGAGGAGAGAUUGUCGCCGCCUCUUUGCAGAUCCCCCCUCAAGGGAACCGUAUCCGACACCUGCCCUGGCAGGAUUCGAACCUGAGAGAGGCAGCUUGGCUCUCAGGAGCCUCGCACCAUUGGCUGUUGUCCAUCUACUACCAAGCCAGGCUCAAGGUCUUUGUAUUAAUUUACAAAUCCCUGAGCAACUUGGGUUCAAGGUACCUUGUGAACCUCAGUGAUAUCACUGAGAUCACGCGCAGGAACAUUGUAAGUCAUUCCCCAAGUUGGCAAGUUCUUUUGACAGCAUCAAGAAACCGAGCCUUUAGUGUCUUUGGCCUAGUCCUGUGGAACCCUCUGCCACUAGAGAUUCUGAAAGCUUGUAUUUCGCUAGGCUUAUGCAGGUAUUUAAGAGGACAUAUUUCCAUUAUCUCAGGUGUCUCAGACGUUGGAAAUUCUGCUGGUCCAAACAAGCUGGUUAGCAAAUGUAAAUAUACUGUUGGGUUACAUCCAAUAGAUGAUUUAUCUCUUAAAUAAAAUGUAUGUUAAAAUUUCAUCUUCAAAUGAUGAUCAUUCAAAAUUUCAGUUGGUCCAAAGUCAAUAUGCCUUCCAUCCGAUUUUUCCAUGUCACCAUCUUUCCCCCAAUUUUUAGUGUUGGGUUUCCCCACAAAGUCAGUUUUAGCAUGGGAAAAGGUGUCCAAUCUAUUUUUACUAGACAUUGCAUUCUACAACUUUCUAACUGGCAUAAUUGGUUCCAGAUAUUCAUGAGUUCUAACGUAUUUUGAUCCUAAUACUGUCCAUCAAAGGUGUUAUUAUAUAUGUGCAUUCCAAAGUUGCCCAGAUCAGAAAAUUAACACCAGUUGUUGGUUUCCAGUAUUUAAUACUUGGCAAUAAGUAAGCAUGAUGAUAUAGCUCUAUAUUUGGAAUACCAAGCCCUCCUUAAUUAAGUUGUAAUUGCAUUUUCUGUAAAUAUAUUAUCUGAGUUUAGGAACCCCAUAGAAAUUUUCUAUACAAAGAAAAUUGCCAAAGGAUAUGGUUUAAUGACUCUCAUCUAUCAAUAUCUGAAGAAACCUCACUAUAUAUUUUAUUUAUAUUGCAUUUUACUAACAGAGUUAUAUCUUUCGGUAUUGUUGUUUAGUCGUUUAGUCGUGUCCGACUCUUUGUGACCCCCUGGACCAGAGCACGCCAGGCACUCCUGUCUUCCACUACCUCCUGCAGUUUGGUCAAACUCAUGCUGGUCUCUUCGAGAACACUGUCCAACCAUCUCGUCCUCUGUCGUCCCCUUCUCCUUGUGCCCUCCAUCUUUCCCAGCAUCAGGGUCUUUUCCAGGGAGUCUUCUCUUCUCAUGAGGUGCCCAAAGUAUUGGUGCCUCAGCUUCACGAUCUGUCCUUCCAGUGAGCACUCAGGGCUGAUUUCCUUCAGAAUGGAGAGGUUUGAUCUUCUUGCAGUCCAUGGGACUCUCAAGAGUCUCCUCCAGCACCAGAAUUCAAAAGCAUCAAUUCUUCAGCCAUCAGCCUUCUUGAUGGUCCAGCUCUCACUUCCAUACAUCACUACCGGGAAAACCAGAGCUUGAAUUAUACGGACCUUUGUCAGCAAGGUGAUGACCUUUUGGUAUAGACAUACCUAAAUGGAUUCUGAACAAAUGCAGAACUGAUACUCUUUAAAUGGAUGGGUGAACAAAUUUUCACCAGAUUGGCAUCAAUUAGCUAUCCUUCCACCCCGGACCAGUUACGUAAUAGAAUAUCCUGAUAUUUUAGUAAAGGCAUCUGUCAUUUGCAUCAACGUGGGAAUAGUAAUAUGAGGAAUAAACAGAAGAAUAUCAUCUGUAAAAAAAAGCAGUUUCUAUCCAACUGAAUUAUGUAGAUCUCCCUCUGUUUUCUCAUAGCACAAACCAAGGUUUCCAUGCAGAUAUUGAAAAGCAAGCGUGGAAGUGGACAUUUUUGCCUAGUUCCUCUAAAUUGUGCAGGAGUGGCCGACAACAUGCUUGUGUAAUAUUCAGUGCGUCUGUCUAGAAAGGUGUUAUUUUUUGCAAGCUGUUGAUUCCAUGGGGCACCGAGGCAGAGAUGAACCGAGAAAAAGCAAAGGGUCCUCUCUGCCCCAAGGAUGCUGACCUCAUCCUUCCUUUCUCCCAGCAGGUGGAUAUCGAACAGCUGGACCCCCGAGGGCGCACCCCCUUGCACCUAGCCACCACCCUGGGGCACCUAGAGUGCGCCCGAGUCCUCCUGCGCCAUGGGGCGGACGUGGGCAAGGAGAACCGCAGCGGCUGGACAGGUAAGUCUCACCUCUUCCGCCUGGGAGUUGAAAUCAGCGUUUUAGGGGCAGGGGCAGGCUGCCAGUUUGUUUGGGACAGCCUGAUCUGCACUGGCUGGCAGCAGUAGGCCAGGGGAAGGGCCAGGAAAAGGGUGGGCCUGAUUCGGCCAGAAUGAAGUACCACUCCCUUGGUUGCAGUGCUCGUCUUUCCCAUUGAUACAGUCCUCUAGUUUGGCUGAAUCACGGCACAAACCACAGUUGUGCAUAUGCUUACUCAGAAGUAAGCCCCACAGUGUCCAAAGGAGCCUCCUUGAUAUCUUGCUAUUUAUCUAUUUAUUGCCUCAUCAUCUUUAUUAUCAUUUCAAUAUAUCACCCUUUAUCUAAUUAUCCCAAGGCGAUGUACAACGUUAAGAACAUAAUUACGCAGCACAACAAUAAAAGCAUAACAUAGAGCAUGAUAAUAAAAUAAUCACAAUAGCAGUCCUUCCUACAUUUGACAGGCCAUAAGAUUAUUUAAUGGCCAUAGGCCUGGGUCAAGAAAUAUGUAAUGAUGGCGCCAGGCGAGGCUCUCUGGGGAGAGCAUCCCACAAUUGGGGAGCCACCACAGAAAAGGCCAGGUCUCAUGUUCCCACCCUCUGAGCCUCUCUGGGCCUCAGAUGCCAAGCGCCCAGUCUGUUUGUAAGGGGAGAGGUGGUCCUGGACAUGUUGAGGUCCUGAGCCAAGUAAGGCUUUAUAGGUCAGCACCAGCACUUUGAACUGGGCCUGGAAACUAAUCAGCAGCCAGUGCGGUCGGUCCAGGAUUGGCGUUAGGUGCUCAAACCAUCUUGUUUUCAUGAGCAAUCUGGCCUUUGAAUUUUGUACCGGCUGAAGUUUCCCACCUUCUCUUAAGAAACACAAGGUGGUUUACGUGGUUCUUCCCCCACAACAUCCCUGUGAGGUAGGUUAGAGGAUGAGAGGCAGUGAGCUUCGUGGCUGAGUGUGGGAUUUGAACUCUGGUCUCUCCCAAGUCCUAGUCCGACAUUCUAACCACUAGGCCAUGCUGGCUCCAUGGUAAGUGCGCUUUGGACUAGAGACUUAGACUGAAAUCCCACGCACCAGAGGGCUUGAUAUGUGUGUGUGUGUGUAAACGUGGCCCUCACAGACUCUCUGUCUGGCCCUUGGGACUCUCCCCAGACCACGCCUCUCACUGGCUCUCCUUUACACCUUCCGUGAGUGCUUUUGCCCACCUGAAAAUGGCUCCCUGAACUCUGUCCAUGCCUCUUGCCUUGCCUGGAUGGAGGACAGAGAGGAGUGUGCAGGUGUAGAAGCCAGGCUCCUGUAUAAAGGUAAAAUUUGCAUGUGUUGCCCCGCCCACUCUUGGAUCCUCUGGCCCUGCCCACUGUGGUCGUGUGGCCCCCAAAAAGCUGUCCAGAAGUGAAUGAGGCCCUUGGGCAGACAAUAGUUCCCCACCCCUGGUAUAGGCAGUUAGCUGGAAGUAAGUCCCAUAGAAUGCAGCAGGGCUUACCUCCGAGUAAAUUUGCCUGGGACGGCGCCACUGCCUUCCUCUACCAGUGCCCAUUUACUGCCCUAAUUAAAAUGCCUUUGCCUUUUAGACGGGUGAAAGCUUUAAUCUCUUUACCGCCCUACGGCAAUAAAUAUUUGAUUUGUCGCUUUUACAAAUUUAUUACAUGGCUUUGUUUUCUUUCAACCUCUCGCGAUUCUGUGGUUUUCUUGAUGUGGGUGGGAGUGUUCCUUAACUGCUUUGAAAAAUUAUUUAGGGAAUUUGCCAUAUGAAACACUGAAACCGCCGAGGUGUUCUGGGGUAAAUGGUGCAUAUUCUUCCAGAGAUUUUGCCUCCUAUAAUCACUUCCAGCUUGGCUUCCAGGAUGCCGAGCCAAUUAUGAAAUUAACGCACUUGGAUGGAGUUGCGCUUCUCUGUGAAACGGCAAGCCUUGAAACAAGCAGGCAGAGCCAGAUUUCUUCAAACCAGCUUUUACUCUCGUUGGACGGCCCGGUUCAACCACAGCUGAUGUGCGACCUGUUUUUAAUUCUCAGUUUCUCUAUUUUAAACAAUGGGUUUGUUGGUUUCACUUCUGACCAGUUUCACUUUUCAGUUUUUUGCUUUGCGGUUUAUUUAUUUAUUUACUGUUUCCUCCAAGGAAUUUUGUUGUUGUUCUUUAGUCAUUUAGUCGUGUCCGACUCUUCGUGGCCCCCUGGACCAGAGCAGGCCAGGCCCUCCUGUCUUCCACUGCCUCCCGUAGUUUGGUCAAACUCAUGCUGGUAGCUUCGAGAACACUGUCCCACCAUCUCGUCCUCUGUCAUCCCCUUCUCCUUGUGCCCGCCAUCUUUCCCAACAUCAGGGUCUUUUCCAGGGAGUCUUCUCUUCUCAUGAGGAGGCCAAAGUAUUGGAGCCUCAGCUUCAGGUUCUGUCCUUCCAGUGAGCACUCAGGGCUGAUUUCCUUCAGAAUGGAGAGGUUUGAUCUUCUUGCAGUCCAUGGGACUCUCAAGAGUCUCCUCCAGCACCAUAAUUCAAAAGCAUCCAUUCUUCGGAGAUCAGGCUUCUUUAUGGUCCAGCUCUCCCUUCCAUACAUCACUACUGAGAAAACCAUAGCUUUAACUAUAUGGACCUUUGUUGGCAAGGUGAUGUCUCUGUUUUUUAAGAUGCUGUCUAGGUUUGUCAUUGAAGGAAUUCUUUUAAAAAAUAAUAAUAAUAUUUUUAUUAAAUUUCCAAAAAAGACACAUAAAAUUGCAAUGCAUUUUAAAAAGAUAUUUCUUUUCUAUUUUUUGAUUUCCCAGCCCAUUUCCCAUGGUGUUUUACUUAUCUCUCCUUUGCUGCACCUUAUCUUAACUCUUUUUAAUAUCAUAAUCAUCACAAUAGCCUCCAAGGAGUUCAAGGUGGGCCCUGCACUGGUCUCCCCCUCCUCAUUUAAUCCUCACAACAACCGUGUGAGGUAGACCAGGCUGAGGGGCAAUGAAGCCCCUAAGGUCACAGGCAGUGAGUUUCAUGGCUGAAUGGGGGGAUUUGAACCCGGGUCUGAGUCUGACACUCUGAUGGCAGGAUGGCUCUUUUUCUGGCGGGGGAUGGGGGUGGUAGGUGAAUAAAUUUAAGGACAGCAAAGAAAUUCCUUUCAUCGGGAAUUCCCACAUUCCCACAUCAGUGGGCGGGGCCUGGGGCAAAAGUGGGCAGGGCAACAAAGGUAAAUGCUACCUUUACUGUACAGGGAAAGUUGGAGUUUUCUGCAUAGACCCGCCCUCACCUCUUCAUCCAGGAAGGAUAAUGGAGGAAUGGUCCAUCAUUCAAGGACCUGUUCCAGGCAAGCAAAAAGCAAUCAAGUAGGGGUGGAGUUUGCAAGGGAAAAGUUUGCAAGUUUGCAAGAGAAAGUUUGCAAGGGCCAGACAGACGGGGGGAGGGCCACAUUGGAUCCCAGACCUCAGCCCCCCUGCAAAGGUGAACGGAUUUAUUAUGAUGUCAGCUGUCAGGCGCCUCGGAAGAUGUGUGAAGUGUUAUCUUCAGUUUGCAGGGAUAACUUCUUUAUAUAUAUUGGUCAGACCCCAUCUGUGUCCAGUUCUGGGCACCUCAGUUUAAGAAGGAUAUCGACAAGGUGGAAGGUGGGCAGAGGAGGGCAAACCAGGUGAUCAAGGGUCUGGAAACUAAGCCUUAUGAAGAACGGUUGAAGGAGCUGGGAAGAGAAGAAACUGAAAGGAGAUAGGGUGGCCAUCUUUAAAUAGAAGAGGAGAAAAGCUUGUUUUAUGGAGGAAAGGACCCGAACCCAUGGUUUCAAGUUGCAAGAAAUGAGAUUCCAACUAAACCAUGGGAAGAACUUUAUGCCAAUGCCCCUCCCCCCCAGCCCCUGACUCUCCUUUGCUCUUCCUCCACAGUCUUGCAGGAGGCGGUGAGCACCCGGGACCUGGAGCUCGUCCAGCUGGUGCUGCGUUACCGUGACUACCAGCGGGCCAUCAAGCGCCUGGCCGGCAUCCCCCUCCUGCUUGAGAGGCUGUGCAAGGUGAGCAGGGGGGCUUCCUUGAACUCGUCGCCAUCGUCAUCCCUAAGGGAGAAGAAAAGUACUCUCCUGGUUGUCUCUGCUGCCGGUGGUUUUCUAGAUUGUAACCCCCUCAGGGCAGGGACCUAUAGCCUUUUGUUGGAAAUAAAUGCAUCCCGUCCACUGCCUGUUUCUCCUCUCUUCCUCUGUUGGACUACAACUCCCAUCAGUGCCAGCCAGAGUGGUCCAGAGUGAUGGGAGCUGGAGUCCAACACAGGUGUGAAUGUUCCCAUCUGUUAAUUCCUGGGGGCUUGAGCUGUUGUUAAAGGCAGAGGAGUCAGGGGUGGUAAAAAAGUUGGCAACCCUGGUUAUACUGUACAUUUAAAUGAAUGAAUCACACAGAGAGAGAGAGUCGAGAGUUUUUCAAGCCUCAUACCUAGGAGACCGGGCUACAGCUGAGCCAAGAGUGAAUCCAGGCAUCCGGCGUCCCUUUGACCUCUGUAGCCCUUGACCUUUGACCUCUUCUCUCCUUACACCAGGCUCAAGAUUUCUACGUGGAGAUGAAAUGGGAAUUUACGAGCUGGGGUAUGUUUGCAUGCAGAAUAAUAAUAAAAAGUAACUGUAGGAUUAAUAAUAAUAAAUGUAACAACAUUAAUAAUAACUACUUUGGGUUCAUUUGGGUAUGAGGUUGUGGGCUUCCCCUCCCAUCACUGAACGCAACAUGCCCUCACCCCCAUCCUGCCUUUUCCCCCAUUAAAAGUGAUAUCAAGACUUCAACAUAAGCUGGGGUUUAUCUUCCACCCUCAGCACCUUCUGUGCAUCCUUGGGAUAAUUCAAGAACACCUCUGAACAUGCACAGAGUCCUUUCCCCCCACUUUGGGGUUUCAAAGCCAGGCUUUUAGGGGGAGCUCUGAGCCAUGGAUGGGGACCUGCUUUGCCCCAGCGGGCGAGAUCUUUAUUUAUAUAGACCAUUGUUCCGUUAAAAAUCAGCAAAAAUACAUAAAGCCAUGCAGCCAAAACCAAACAGAAAAGUUAAAACCAAGCAGGGUAAAUUGGGAGAUGAUGUAGAAGCACCGACACCUAAUGCCGCCUCUCUUCCCCUCCCCUCGGCAGUCCCCCUGGUCUCCAAAAUCUGCCCCAGCGACACCUACAAGGUCUGGAAGUGUGGGCAAAACCUCCGGGUGGACACGACGCUCCUGGGCUUCGACCACAUGACGUGGCAGCGCGGCAGCCGCAGUUUCAUCUUCCGAGGACAAGGUUGUUGGGAGCUCGGCUGAGCCGCUUCGCGUCCCGGGGCCCCGUAGGGAAGGGAACUUGAGGAAGGAGGGAGAGUCGGGGCCACACUUUCCCGUUGCGGAAAGUCAGUGCUUUUGGGGGGACUGCGGCAGUGCAUGGUGGUGAAACGGGGCACAAUUAUAUUGUGAUGAGUUAUAUAAAGUCUGUAUUGAUUGUAUAGUUGCUCUGGAUUCCUAACCUGCUCUAAGGGCCUUGAGGCAGCAGACACCUGCUUGUCGUCUCCACAACAACCCUGUGAGGUAGGCUAGGCUGAAGGGUGAAGAAAAGCUUGUUCCUGAAGUUGUACUGGUGCAUCUAGCAGCUUUGCAGCUGCAAUUGCUACAAUUUGUGUGGGGGUUUUUAUUGUUUGAUACUGAGGGGUAUACACAUUAUCAAAGAAAUAAAUAAUUUGGGGGUUGGGUUGCACCCCAUGGUGGCUGUUGCCCUUUGGGCAUGGAUGGGGCAGAAGGCAGGGAGCCCGACAGCAGGUGGCGCCAGAGCCAACUUACUCCUGUUUUGUCCCCAUCUUCCUCCUCCUUCUUCUGUGUUCUCACUGGGACUGAAGGAAGCUGGCAGCCCCAGAGACCGGCAGGCAGCAAGAAGGCAGCUGGUUGUGGGGUGGCUGAGAUCAGACCGAGGAUGGUGGGGCAGUGCCGUAUUUUCCCUAAGGGACUGCACACUCCACUGGUUUCCCCUUUGGCCAAGCCAGAUUGUCAGGAUACAUCCCUCUCAGGAGGGCACCGGUCAUUUCUCUCUCUUCCUCUGCUCCGCAGACAGCAGCGCCGUCGUGAUGGAGAUUGACCACGACCGGCAAGUGGUCUACACUGAAACACUGGCGCUGGCCACCCACGACCGGGAGGGACUCCUGGCCAUGGUGCAGCCCACGGAGGAGCAGGUGAUGGGCCGCCUCCUGGCCCCCGUGGUCGCCACACAGUUGGACACGCGCAACAUUGCCUUUGAGAGGUGAGCCAGGAUCGCAUCCUCUGGAGCAGCGGGGAGGGAAACCUCUGCCCCGCGGGCCAAAUGUAGCCCAAGCCAUGCCCUCUUUCCCAGGCCAUGCCCUCUCCUGAGCCACACCCCUUUCCUGGCCCCUCGUCACCCCUCCUUCACCCUCUCCUUGAGUGUUUUCGCCUGAUCGUUCCUCUUUUCCUGGGCUGGAAGGAGCAGAGAGAGGCGUGUGUCAGUGUCAAGGUGGGUGCCGGGAGCAGGUCAGCCACAACUCACAAGUUGUCAGUGAAGUUGACUCUUUAGUCAAAGAAACAAAACAGCGCAGGCCUAGUGGUCACAGCAACUCUUCCCAGCAGAACUUGCCCCAAGGAGGCAGUUGCGCAGCCCCACCUUCCCACAGCUCCCUAAAUCUCCUCUUCCCCCAGGUCUUUUUCAAGUGGUCUGAGGCUCCUUCAUCUUGCCUGUCUUUGCUACGCCCUCUUCAUACCUCUACUGGUUCUGGGCGGUCAGGGGGAGACGAGCUGGCCUACCUCAUCUCUGCCUCUUGACCCCACUCCUCUACAGCCUCCACUUACGCCUCUGAUUCUGGAUUUCUCUUGGCCCCAGCCUCUUCCUGCUCACUAAGUCCUUACCUCUUUAGCUUCCGACGCCGCCUCCUCCCAGUCUUCUCCCUUGUCUGCCUCUGACCAGUCAUUGUUGUCCCACCACCGCUCCCCUGGCCCUGAGCCUUCUCCCCUUGGGGGUUCCCCAACUGCUGCCUCUCAGCACUGCUCUGCGUCCAGGCAGUCCAUGACAGAGAGAGUAGAAGCUCUCCUACUACUCUCCUACUACUCUAUGAUGCUCUCCACCCCCAUCGUUCUGCCCGGACACUGAGGUCCAGCUCCGAGGGCCUUCUGGCGGUUCCCUCCCUGCCAGAAGCCAAGUUACAGGGAACCAGGCAGAGGGCCUUCUCGGUGGUGGCACCUGCCCUGUGGAACACCCUCCCAUCUGAUGCCAAAGAGAUAAACAACUACUUGACAUUUAGAAGACAUCUGAAGGCAAGGAAGGUUAACAACAGGAAGAUUUAAAGGAACUAUUCGAAAGACUAUUCACGGCAGCAGAGAUAUGAGAUGAUCAGAGUCCCCCCGAACUUGAAGCAUGGGGAGUCCCAACAAAAAAAUUUAGGCAGAAUAUUUGGACUAUUUGAUAUGUAUUUGUAUAAUUUGGAACAUUCAAUGUGAUUUGAUUGGAUUGUUAACAUGGGAAACUUAAUAAAAAUCAUAUAUAUAUAUAUAUAUAUAUAUAUAUAUAUAUAUAUAUAUAUAUGAAGACAUCUGAAGGCAGCCCUGUUCAGGGAAGUUUUUAAUGUGUGACAUUUUAAUGUAUUUUUAAUCUUUUUUGGAAACUGCCCAGAGUGGCUGGGGAGACCCAGCCAGAUGGGCGGGGUACAAAUAAUAAAUUAUUAUUAUUAUUAUUACUAGACAAAGGGAGAACUUUCAAGCAUUGCUCUGCCUCUUUUGCCUCUUUUGCCUCUGGCCCCUGAGAGGCUGCCCAGGAGAACAUGCGGCCCUCGUUUUGAAAAUGCUGGGUUGGGUUGAGUUGUGAGAGUCCCCCUUGUAGGUGUCUCCAACCAACGUCUCCUCCAGCUGAUUGCUUCCACGGUGGAUGCCUGUUCUUCUGCGCCUGGAAGAGGAGCUGCUACACAAAACAAAUGAAAUACCGUGAAAAUCCCUGAAACAAGAAGUAAUCGACUAGAAAUAUUAUCUUAUAGAAAUGAACUAAAUAAUAAAAAUUUAAAAAAAGGAAAAUUUAGAAAAACCUAGAAUUGUACAAAGCCUUAACGGGAUGCCGGCUACAAAUCUCGUUUUGUACAAUUCUAGGUUUUUCUAAAUUAAACUUUUUGAAACUUCUCAUUUCAGGGAUUUUCACGGUAUUUCAUUUGUUUUGUGUAAUUUCUCGGUUCCGUGACUGUCUUUUUUCUCCUGGAAGAGGAGCAGCUGCUAUUGGCAUCCAAACCGCACCCAAGACUGGGCUCCACCUGGCCUCUCCCCAUCUUCCUCUUUGAACUGGACCCACGGAGUUGAGUGAUGAUUUAUUCUGUGGCUGGGAGAGAGAGCUAAGCUCCACCUCUGCUGUUGUUCCACCUCUCCCUUCCAGGAACAAGACGGGUAUUUUGGGCUGGAGGAGCGAGAAGACGGAGGUGGUGAACGGGUACGAGGCCAAGGUGAGGACCGGUCCGGGCGAGUAUCUUCUCAGGAGAAGGGUCUUUGGGUAGAGAGAGUAAGCAAAGGACCGUACAGUCGGAGCGAUGGAAGCAGAGAGCUUUAUUGAAGAAGACGAGGAGCUUGAAACUGCUGCAGGGAAUGUUGGGAGCCAAGGGAAGUUGUGCUUUCCCAGAGCCACCGGCAGCAACCUUUGGCAUUUUCCCUGUCUCCCUCUUCAGGUUUACGGGGCUUCCAAUGUAGAGCUCAUCACUCGGACGCGGACUGAGCAUCUCUCGGAGCAGCACAAAGGAAAAACCAAAGGUAAGCCUUUUGACCUCUCCUUGCGGGGGUCUUCCAGGGUGUACAAGGCGGGCAGAAUCCUGACACCCAAGAGCCACACUGCCUCUGUCUAGAGCCUAAGCUGAGGGUGAUCCAGUGGAUUUGCGGUGGAUGAACCACCCAUGUUUUAACCGAUUGCCAGUCCAGUUAAAAGUCAAGGGCUGUAGCUCAGUGGCAAGUCCCAGGUUGAGUCUCCAAAAGCAUCUUCAGGUAGGACAAAACCCCUCGCUGGGAAACCUGGUGAGCCGCUGCUGCCAGUCAGUGCAGGGAACACUGGGCUUGAUGAGACCAACUCAGCCCAAGGCAGUUUCCUAUGUGUUUCCUCAGCUCUACCGCUGAGCUGCGGCCCGUUCUCAAAGUCUCAGAGAUGGGAUGAGGGCUGAUGACCGAGAUCACUGAGAAAGCCACAGAUUCCCAGCCCGGGAGAAUGCUCUACUGGUGUGUCUGUCUUUCACAGGCGGGAAAACCCCUCUCCAGUCCUUCCUGGGCAUUGCCGAACAACACGUGGGCCCCAACAAUGGGGUGAGUAAUAAGUGGGGGCCACAGGUAUGGGGGACACUGCACCCCAGAGGCCAUUUGAAGGCUCCUUUUGUUGUACAGUGGUACCUUGGUUUAAGAACAGCUUAGUUUAUGAACAACUUGGAUUAAGAACGCUGCAAACCCGGAAGUAGGUGUUUUGGUUUGUGAACUUUGCCUUGGAAGCAGAACAUGUUCGGCUUCCUGUUGAGUGUGUUCCAUUUGUAAAUUGAGUCCCCCGCUGCUGUGGGAAAGCACGCCUUGGUUUAAGAAAGCUUUGGUUUAAGAAUGGACUUCCGGAACGGAUUAAGUUCGUAAACCAAGGUACCACUGUAAUAAUGUUUUGAAGCACAGCUGGAGAGCUUCAGACCAAGGGCCAGAUGUGGAUCUCCAGGCUUCUUUGUUUGGCCCACGGGACUCUCCCCAGGCCAUGCCCCUACACAGGCCACGCCCACUCCUGAGCCAUGCCCCCUACCCAGGCCACGCCCCUCACUGCCCCUUGCUUUGCCCCAUCCUGGAAAGGUGUCCUUGAGCUUUGCUAACAGCUCCGGGAUAGAGGACAGAGAGGGUGUGUGUUUGUGAAGAAACCAGCCUAGUGCAUGAAGUUAUAAUUUGCAUUUCUCGUCCCACCCCCUUUUGCCUCCAGCUCCACCAACCUCUGGCAUGUGGCCCCCAGAAGCUUGUCUGAAAGGCAGUGUGGCCCUAAGGCUGAAAAAGGCCCCUGUCUGUUUUUUCAGGUUUUAUUGCUGAUGAUGGUUCCAUUCAUACAUUCAUUCCCCACACCUCCUCAUUUAAUCCCCAGAACAGCCCUGCGAGGUAGACUAGGCUGAGAGGGAUUGACUGGCCUGAAGUCACCCAGUGAGAGCUUCAUGGCCAAGUGGGAAGAUUCGAACCCUGGUCUCCCCAGGGUCCCAGUCCGACACUCUAACCACGAUGCCUUCACUGGCUCGCUGUGCCCCUCGUAAGGUGGGAUAGAAAGGAUCUCAAACAGAAACCAAGGCUUGGCGAAGCGACAAACCCCUUCUUAGGAUACCCUCCCUCCAGCCUUGCCUUGGUUUCCCAAACACCGUCCCUCCCACCCCCUAAAGUGUCUGGAGUGCCGACAUCCACCCAAAGUCCUCCACUUCAAGGAGGAUAUUGAUAAGGUGGAACAUGUGCAGAGGACGGCGACCUAAAUGAUGAAGGGUCUGGAAACCAAGCCUGAUGAGGAACGGUUGAAGGAGUUGGGUAUGUUUAGCCUGGAGAAGGAGCCUGAGAGGAGAUAGGAGAGCCAUCUUCAAAUAUCUCAAGGACUGUCACUUGGAAGAUGGAGCAAGCUUGUUUUCUCCUGCUAUGGAGGGUAGGACUCGAAGCAAUGGAUUCAAGUUACAGGAAAGGAAAUUCCAACAUUAGGGAGAACUUUCUGAUGGUAGAAGUCGUUCAGCAGCAGAACGGACUCUCCUCCAUCAGGGGUUUUAAGCAGAGCUCGGCUGUCCAUCCACCUGGGAUUGUUUAGCCGUGCUUCCUGAAUUGGAGGGGCUUGGACCCAAUGACCCCAGGGGUCCCUUUCCAACUCUCCGAUUCUGUGUAUUCGCAGAGUGUUGCGAAAGAACGAUUUCUAUCAACAUUUGAUGAUCUCCUUCUACCAGUCCACAAUAGAAAGUGUCCUUUCAUACUGCAUCACGGUGUGGGAUGCUGGUUUGACAUCAGCUGAUAGGAAGUGCCUACGGAGGGUGGUAGGGACGCGGGUGGCGCUGUGGGUUAAACCACAGAGCCUAGGACUUGCCGAUCAGAAGGUCAGCGGUUCAAAUCCCUGCGACGGGGUGAGCUCCCGUUGCUCGGUCCCUGCUCCUGCCCACCUAGCAGUUUAAAAGCACAUCAAGGUGCAAGUAGAUAAAUAGGUACCACUCCAGUGGGAAGGUAAACGGCAUUUCCGUGUGCAGCUCUGGUUCGCCAGAAGCGGCUUAGUCCUGCUGGCCACAUGACCUGGAAGCUGUACGCCGGCUCCCUCGGCCAGUAAAGCGAGAUGAGCGCUGCAACCCCAGAGUCGGUCACGACUGGACCUAAUGGUCAGGGGUCCCUUUACCUUUACCUUUACAGAGGGUGGUGAAUACAGCACAAGAUAUUAUGGGCUGUCCCGUGAAUCCGCUGGAUGAAAUAGCGGAAGAACGUUGCCUUAGGAGAGUGAGGAAAAUUCUCAGGGAUGAUUCACACCCUGGGCGGCACUUUCUUGAUCUCCUGCCCUCGGGCAGAAGAUAUAGAAGCAGGAUUAGUCGCACCAACAGGGUAAAGAACAGCUUCUGUCCAUGGGCUGUUAGGCUGCUGAAUGAAAAGAUAACAACAGGGCAACUGACUUUCGGGUUUGGUGCGUCAGAAAACGAGGGGAAUUAAGACUAAAAGAGCUGACAAAAAUGGUUGAAUACGUGGAAUUAGCAAAACUAACCCACAGAAUCCGUAACUAAGAGGAAACAAAGUUCAGAAGUGAAUGGAGUAAAUAUACGGAAUAAUUGUAGAAGUUUAAAGACUGUAGUAGGAUUUUAAAAAAAAACUUAUGACAUGAAUAGGAUGAUGUUAAGAAUAUGUGAAAAAAGGAAAGAUUAAUAUGAAAACCUUUGAAGGGAGGGAGGGAAGUCUGUGCUCGAUAGAGCGUUGAGAAAAUAAGUGUACAUAAGACUGUAGAACAUUAGUGUAUUCGUUUUGUUUUGUUUGUGUUAAAGAAAACUUAAUAAAAAGCAUUUUAAAAAAAGAAAGACUAAGAGAUCUGAGUGUGGGGUGCUUGUGUAAUCUCACUGUAUACAAGUGACAAUAAAGUAUUUCAAUUCCAAUUCCAUUCUCUCUCCCCGCAGGCUCUCAUCACGCAAACUUUGAGCCAUGCCAACCCCACAGCCAUCACGCCAGAGGAAUACUUCAACCCCACUUUCGAGCUGGGCAGCCGAGAUAUGGGGCGCCCCAUUGAACUCACCACCAAGACGCAGAAGUGAGGCUGGCUGGCUGGCUGGCUGGGUGGCAGGGAGGGAGGGAGGGAGGGAGGGAGGGAUAGAGAUCCUCCUUUGAGUGGGCUGGAGGUAAAGGACAGCCCAGGGCUCACAGUCUCUCUCUCUCCCCCCCCCCCCGGGCUUCUCUGUCUCCCUCCGUCAGGUUCAAGGCAAAGUUGUGGCUCUGCGAAGACCACCCUCUCUCGCUGGCUGAGCAGGUGGCCCCCAUCAUUGACCUGAUGGCCGUCAGCAACGCCCUCUUUGCCAAGCUGCGGGACUUCAUCACUCUGCGCCUGCCCCCGGGCUUCCCUGUGAAAAUCGGUGAGGAGACCCCCACCCCACCCCCCGGGCAGAGCUGGGCUGGUUGGUCCUUGACCUUCACGCUUGGGCAUUGCAGUGGGUUGAGCUACGUGACCCUCGAGGUCCCUUGCAGCUCCACGACUUUACGAAAUGCUCCUUUCACUCUGGGCAAGAGAGCCCAGAAAUCAUGGAGUUGGAAGGGGUCCGAGGGUCAUCUAGCCCAACCCCCCUGCAGUGCAGGAAUCAUGGCUAAUUCUGGGCAGCCAGGGCCGUAGACGACACUGGGUGUGUUCACAUUUGUGGCCUGAAAUGCAGAGAGGUCAUCCCCUCUGUCCUCGGCUGCAUUUUGAGCUGCAUUUACGCAGAUGUUUUCUCAACAAUAUAGGGAUUGGAGAUGCCACACCCAACAUGCAGGGCUUUUCUUACUCUUUUUCCCCUGUAACACGCCCCCCCCCCUAAAAUUCCUAUUCACAAACCUGUCAUCUGCCCCAUUGGAGGUGCACUCCAUUGUCUUCAGAGACAGAUGGAUGCCAACCCAGACAGGACCUUAAGGUCCACAAAUAACAACACUUUGGAGGUCCCGAGCCUCAAGGAGGUUAGAUUGGUUUCAACUAGGGCCAGGGCCUUUUCAGCACUGGCCCCAACGUGGUGGAACGCUCUGUCACAAGGGGCUAGGGUCCUGCAGGACUUGACAUCUUUCUGCAGGGCUUGCAAGACAGAGCUGUUCCGCCUGGCCUUUGGUUUGGACUCGGUCUGACCCUUAUUUUUCCCUCCCCUUAUGGUCUUGAUUUAUCAGCUGCUUUAAAAUGAGGCUGCAUUUUAAAUUGCAUUUUAACCUGUAUUUUAAAUUGGGUUUUCCCCCUUUUCUCCCCCCCUUCCCCCCCCAUUAUAUUUUUACUGUGAUUUUGUUGGUUCUGGCCGGGAGGGCGUGGUAUAAAUAAAAAUAAUUAUUAUUGUUAUCAUGUCUAUUCAUUUCAGUGGCUCUACUCUGAGUAGGACUAACAUUCCAUAAAAUACCUAAUCUCUCUCGUUCUCUCCCCACCUGGCUAGAAAUCCCCAUUUUCCACAUCCUCAAUGCCCGCAUCACCUUUGGAAACCUCAAUGGCUGCGAUGAAGCUGUGGUCUCGAUCCGAGGGGCCGGCAGCCCUGGCAGUGACGCUCCAUCGCCAGGCAGUGAUCGCUCCAGCAUAAGCAGUUCCAGCUCUCUUGGUAUGUUGGGGGGCAGUGGAAGAACAUAAGGGGAACCUGCUGGAUCAGGCCCAUGUCCUAUCUGGUUCAGCCUCCUCUUCCCACGGUCGCCAAGCAGAUGCCCCAAAGCGAAACCCACAAGCAGGACUUGAACACAAGACCCCUCUCCCCUCCUGCGGUUUCCAGCAACUGGGAUAUAGAAACAUCACUGCCUCUGUUUGUGUAGGCAGAGCGGAGCCAUUGUGGGUGGCAGCCAUCAACAGCCCUUCCUUACUCCACAAAUUUGUCCAGUCCUCUUAUAAACCCAUCUUGGUUGUUGGUUGUCACUGCCUCCUGUGGCAGUGAGUUCCAUAGAUGAGCUAUGUGCUGUUUGAAGAAACAGCUGGGAGCCUUUGGUGGGGGGGUCCCCUCAGCUGUAUGAGGUAUGAGGGAAAUGGAUGUAAAAGGGGGGGGGCUUUUAAAGGGAAUGGAGGGGGCAUGAAGCAAGAUACAAAAUGUCCAAUGCACUCAGAAGGAAUUAUAACACCACUUAGGGGCCAUGUGCCCAAAAUUGCCUCGGAAGUUUCAGAAACAAAAUUAUAAUAAUCAGUGCAAUUUAGAAACAAGUGGUUAAAACCUCCUUCUCCUUCUCCUUCUACUUCAGCCUUCAGCAGCAAUCACUCGUAGCCGAGUAAGAUUGUCUUCCAUAAACACGGUUUUAACAAUGAGCCUGUAAAUGGCUGUGGAGGCCAAUUCCUGAUCCACACGUCCGUCCACAGUGGGGACAUAGGUUUCUGGGCGGGAGUUGAUCUCGGUGAGGGUUUGCCAAGCGUGCCUUCCUCCUAGCACGUUUCUCCCUUGCGUCCUGAGUUCGAGUGUCUUCAAAGCCCAUGACACCUUUGGUAAAGGCUGUUCUCCACUGCAGUUUCGAAAGAUGCAGCCCCUCUUGAUUCAAGAUGGCGUCUGACCAUCUCCAAAUACAGGCAGGCAUCUGCUCCUUGGUCUAGGAAGCUCUCCUGCAAAGCCUGAUUCCAGCAAACAGGAAAACCACCUUCCAAAAUACAGAGCAGAGCCAUAGCAGAGGAAACCAGAGGAAACUUCAGGGCAGAAGUCCAAGGCCCCAUUCGGCAGAGCAAGGGGGAGGGCACAGGUACAUUUUCCAGGGGUGGGGAGUAAGCAGAGGAAGGCGUGAUGAAACGAGACCUCUUUGGCAGGGGGGCUGUGCUAUGGCUUUGAUCCUCUCCACCCCCCCAGGUUCCUGCCGGUGCUAUGAGAUGGACCCGUCUCUGUUCGAGGCCCCACGAGGCUACAGCGUCAUUGGGACCCAUCCGGAGCCCCUGCGGGGAGAAGACGACGAUGACCUCCUCCAAUUCGCCAUCCAGCAGAGUUUGCUAGAAGCUGGGAGCGAGUAUGACCAGGUGGGCCUCUCCAUCCCUCCCCUGUUCCCCGAGACCAGAGCUGUAGGGCAGUGGUUCUGGGCUCUCACUCUCUUCCCUCUUUUCUUCCGGUGCGUCUGUUUCUGUCUGCAAUGUCCCUUCAUGCCUGAACCCUAAACUGUGGUUGAACUUACAGUUUAAAGGGAACGAGCCAGCUUCAGAAACUGUGGUUUUGGCAAACCACAGUUGAACAGAGUACGCUUAAGACUAGCUGUUGCGUUCUGAAGGCAAAGGAAGGACUGGACCCUGAUUAAUACAACAGACACGAGGCUUGACCAGCAAGACCCUGGGAGAAAGUGCUCUUGCCACUCUCUGGCCCAGGUCAUUUUAUUCACAAAAGAACUUUAACACAGUGUUUGUAAGAACCAAUCAGAUUUCCUCUGAGCAUUUCAAGAAAUUCCCACGUGGGGACAAAGUCAGAUCAGAGGAAGCCUCUUAACUACAAAGAACUAUUUCCUAUUUGAGUAUGCAUACAUGUUGAGGCUAAAUAAACAGGAACCAAGGAGGAAUGCAUGUAGCAAACCCCGGAGGUCAUAAAAGGAAAGACAGGCAUUUUACCACCUCCAUGUGAAUUCUGUUCCUGGCCCUAAGAUCCUGGCCCUAAAAUUAACAAAAGCUACAUCACAGCUACCUCUUUAUAUUUCUGUGUAGAAUGCUUUAUACGUGACUGUCAGGCAUAGGGAAAAUGGGGCAGAGAUGCAGAGGCUUGUGGGAUUGAUCAGAAACCGUGUCAAUGACUUCAUUUUUCAUAAUUCCUCAUAGCAAUCCCACAUGACCACCACAACUAACCAUGGAUUGUUCAGAUUGGGACGUAACACUAAACUGUGGUCAGCUGAAAAUGGAAGGAGAACCUUCCUUUUUUCCCCUCGUAUGCAGAAUGCUAAACUACAGUACAAAAGCAGGCAGAAAAGUGAGGGUCCGAGCUUUCAGGUGCAUCGAGGAGCAAAUGUCUUCUGCCCCCCCACCUCAUCCCCUCUCGUCCCCUGCAGGUUACCAUUUGGGAGGCCCUGACGAACAGCAAGCCAGGCACCCACCCCAUGUCCCAAGAUGGGCGCAAAGUCGACAGGUGAGCGCAGGAUGCUUCUGACAACAUCCCUUCUCCAUUUCUGGGGUCUCCACACCAGGGGCAGGCAAACUUCACCCUGGUCAGAUCUGCUUUGGGUUUCUUUAACAGAACCCCCAAACCCUCCAGCCAGAACCAAUUGCAAAAGAUACAUUGGGGAAAACAUUUAAGAACAGAGUGCCUCUGAGCUCAGGGAUUUGUUUUCAACACUGAGCUGAUGCAAAAGUCCAUUCCUGGUUAGCAAAAGAUUUGUUUUUGAUUCAGAGGCCUAAUUGGACCAUAGAGAGGCACCUUUUGGGUGUUCCCACUGUCGUUUGUCUCCCGGUUGUUGACUCCCAGUUGUUUGUCAACAUCCACAAAGAGCCUUGUUUUACUUUAAAGGCUUGACACAUUUUAUUACGGCCCCAAGCUUUUGUGGACCACUUCAUUCGUAAAAGAAGAACAUCUUUUAUUAUGGUAUAAGGGUUAAGAACAUCAGAGGAUGGAACUGGCAAAAUUGUAGAGGGGAGGAGAAGCAUUAUCUUUUCUAAGUGGUUACUGGUUUCGUAUUGUAAUAUGUUGAAAGAGGGAACAAGGUGAAGGGUUGUAUUUUUCAACGUUGUCUUGGCGGUAGAUGUUCUUGUCCAUGGCUGGUUGGUGGGUGGGUGGGAUCCAGCAUUCAGUGUAGUAAACGCAGUAGAACUGUCCGUUCUCACAUCAGAAGAGCUUGUUGGGAGAACAGGAUGCGAGGGGCCUUUUCAGAACCACAGAAUCAUAGAAUUUGUAGAAUCGGAAGGGACCACGAGGGUCAUCUAGUCUUUGCAAUGCGGGAAUAUUUUGGCUUGACCUGAUCCAGCAGGCGCUGCUCUUUAACGUUAGCUAUAGAAUUCAGCUUUAGGAGAAGCUCGUUUUUGUUUUCAAGAGACAAGUUCCUAGCCCUCAUGAUUCUGUGGGAACAGGAUGCUGCACUCGAGGGGCCCUCUUUGGCCUGUUCCAAACAGGACUUUUCCGGCAUCCUCACAAAGUGAAAUAAAUCAAAAUCUGUGUAUGUUAUACCUUGGUUCCUGAAUGGCUUGGCUCCUGAACAAAUCGGCUCCUGAACAUCACAAACCUGCAAGUACCAGUAAGUGUUCUGGUUUGUGGACGUUUUUUGGAAGUCGAAUGUCCGUUUUGGCUGUCAGCAAUGUUUCUGGGGCCAAUCAGUCAAUCAGACGUUGGUUUGCGGACGUUUUGGAAGUCAAAUGGACUUCCAGAAUGGAUGGAGUUUGGGAGCCAAGGUACCACUGUAAUUCCAUUCCGGCAGCAGAAUAAGUCUCCCCUUGACUGAUAUCAUUUAACUGAAUUGCAGACUUAAGCAGCCUCUCUUUCCUUUGCUCCUCCAGGACGCCCCAGCACACGCCCCCGCCCCGCCCCACAACCCCACAGCAGCCCCCCGCGGCGCCCACGGCGGGCAGGGGGCCCAGCCACCCGCUGCCCAGUUACGCAGAGCAACUCCGCCUGGCCAUGGAGCUGUCCGCAAAGGAGCAAGAGGAGGCCGAGCGGCGCUCGCGGCAGGAAGAGGAGGAGUUCGAGCGGAUCCUGCGCCUCUCACUCACCGAACAGUAGCAGAACAACCCCCCCACACCCAAUGAUCCGGGGAGGGGGGGCGCUGCGCGAUGGUGGGGAGGCAGCAGCACCCAUGCACAAUCCCCUGGCCUGCCUCCAGGUGGCGCCAGAGCUCCGCAGACUCUGAGGACCCCCCCUUUCUAUUCUCAGCCAUGCCAAGUGACUUAUCAGCAAGG
Podarcis lilfordi (Lilford's wall lizard) is the source of this 28925-nucleotide messenger RNA. The record is from the annotation of a GenBank genome assembly. Lineage: Eukaryota; Metazoa; Chordata; Lepidosauria; Squamata; Lacertidae.